AAUUCAUCUGAGGGUGUGGCCUGAGUUUGCAAACAAGGCGAGGCUUGCGCACACACUCAAAUUCGCACACAAACUCGACGGCGUUGCGCGGCGCAGUUGGCACUCGUCUGUCUGCUUCACCACAGAAGAUGGAUCUCUCCGACGCUCUUGACGAUGGCUCCCCCUCCGGGGCCGGCACCCAAUCGUCAGGAAGCAUGGCUUGGCCGCAACAGCCCAACCGGCCUGGUGGGCCCGCCAACCCCACCUGGGGUGGAGGUCCGUGGCCUCAAAAUCAGCCCGCAGCUGGAGUCGCGGGUCAGUGGCCCGGAGGGCAGCCCGCUCCCGCCGGCGGAGGGGCAGGUUGGUGGCCCGGACAGCAGCCCGCAGCCGGCGGAGGGGCGGCUGGAGUCGCGGGUCAGUGGCCCGGAGGGCAGCCCGCUCCCGCCGGCGGAGGGGCAGGUUGGUGGCCCGGACAGCAGCCCCCAGCCGACGGAGGGGCAGGUCAGUGGCCCGGAGGGCAGCCCCCGGCCGCAGGCGGAGGUCAGUGGCCAUCCCCGUCAAAAGGGAGCGGGGACUGGCCCGCUCCAUCUCCCGGAACGGCAGCGAACACUUCUCUGACGGUCCCGUACAACCAAAAGAUUCCCAACGGACUGAGAAGCGGAAGCGUCAUUCACAUCAAAGGAAGCAUCAAACCCAAAGCUGACAAGGUGACGGUGGACCUUUCCACCGACUGCGAUCUGGCGUUCCACUUCAACCCUCGAUUCAACGAGAGCGGCAGGAAGGUGAUCGUGAGGAACAGCAAAAUCGGCGGCAGGUGGGGCAGCGAGGAGAGGGACCUGUCGCGCUUCCCCUUUACGCCCGGCGAGCCCUUCGAGUUGAAGAUCGAGUGCACGUCGAGCGCGUUUGUGGUGUCCGUUCAAGGCUCUCACCUGUUGCACUUCAAGCACCGCGGUGGAAACCCCGGUCAGAUCCGAAGUCUGGACAUCUACAACGACCUGUCCCUUUCGCACGUCAGCAUCCAGUGACCUCUGACCUCUCACCCGCUGACCUCUGAACGCAGGCCGUCAACACCUAGCGGAGUUUGAAAAAUAAAGUCGGCUCGAAGCCCAUGA
This is a messenger RNA of Hippocampus comes (tiger tail seahorse), 1091 nucleotides long. RefSeq names its product lectin, galactoside binding soluble 3b (gene lgals3b). Gene Ontology annotation, molecular function: IgE binding; laminin binding; disaccharide binding. Lineage: Eukaryota; Metazoa; Chordata; Actinopteri; Syngnathiformes; Syngnathidae. Bases 129 to 1004 code for a protein of 291 amino acids. The transcript has 8 exons. The record is from RefSeq and is a predicted model, not a curated record. Gene Ontology annotation, cellular component: immunological synapse; nucleus; cytoplasm. Gene Ontology annotation, biological process: negative regulation of endocytosis; eosinophil chemotaxis; macrophage chemotaxis.